AUGAGCAACCCAUACUACAACAAUGGCGCCAACACGGGGUCAUACGAGAUGAGCUCGUUCAAGUACGGCGGCGAGGACGACUUCGUCGCGUUCAUGAACGAGAUUCAAGAUAUCAACUCCCAGUUGGACAACUACUCCAACUUGGUGGACUUGAUUGCCAACAAACAGAGAAACUACAUCCAGGAAUUGGACUUGAAUGACGAGGACGUUGACUACUCGUCCAAGCAAAUCGACGCUUUGGUUUUGGAGGCUUCAUCGUUGCAAAGCGAGUUAAAGUCUAGAAUCAAGAAUGUCCAGACACAGGCAGCUCAGCUGAGAAACCCACAGAAGGUGGACCAGGCGGAGAGUUUGAGAAACAAGUUCUUGGAUCUUAUCCAGAAGUACCGUUUGACCGAGAGUAACAACAGAGAGCAGACGAGAGUCCAGGCCGAGAGACAGUACCGUAUUGUUAAGCCAGAUGCCACCGAUGAAGAAGUACAUGCCGUUGUGGAGGAUGGCAGCAGCAACCAGCAAAUUUUCCAGCAAGCUUUGAUGCAGCUGAACCGUAGAGGCGAGGCAAGAACCGUGUUGAAUGAGGUCCAAGUGCGUCAUCGUGAAUUGUUGAAGUUGGAGAAGACCAUGGCUGAGUUGACGCAGUUGUUCCACGACAUGGAGGAGUUGGUGAUUGAACAGGACCAGCCUAUUCAACAGAUUGAGGAGCAGAUCAACACUGCUCAGCACGACAUUGAGCAGGGUGUUGGACACACACAGAAGGCAGUUGUAUCUGCUAAGAAGGCUCGUAAGAAGAAGUUGUGGUGUUUCUUCAUUAUUGUUCUUAUCAUUGUGAUUCUUGCGCUUAUUUUGGGUAUCUACUUUGGUACCAAGUAA
This is a messenger RNA of Sungouiella intermedia, 867 nucleotides long. Lineage: Eukaryota; Fungi; Ascomycota; Pichiomycetes; Serinales; Metschnikowiaceae. The record is from the annotation of a GenBank genome assembly.